CAAAUCUUCAGUGAUCGCUUCUCAUUUUCAUCCCCUUGAGCAACGCCUGAAUCUAAAAAAAAUUGUAGCAACCAUCGAUAUGCAACGAAAAUUAUAUUUAUAUAAUUUUCGUUGUUCUACAUGUACGGAUCCGCUUCGUAAUAUCGGUCGCGCCAUUCGCUAAGUGCGCCUGCUAGUUUGCUGGAAACUUCUCCGUUAUCACUCUACGCAGCCAUCCACCAUGUCGCUUGUUGAGGCAGAAGAGCCUGGAACUCUGUUCCAUCCUCCGCCGUACCUGCAGAUGGAUGCUCACGUCAAGGACAUGACGCAGUACCAGCGAAUGUACGAGGAAUCUGUUAACUAUCCCAAUGAAUUCUGGCGUCGUAUUGCAUCGGAAUUCUACUGGAAGAAUCAGAUUGACGCCACCCAUGCUUUCCUCGAUGAACACCAUUACAAGGACCAGCAGGCGCACGCGAAAACAGGCCAUUCGAAGACCAAUUUCGAUGUACGCAAUGGACCCAUCAGUAUCAAAUUCAUGGAAGGAGCAACAACGAAUAUCUGUUACAAUGCUCUGGAUCGCAACGUGGAGAGGGGUUUUGGGAAUAAAGUCGCGUAUUUUUGGGAGGGAAAUAAUCCAUCGGACGAAGGACGCAUCACCUAUGCUGAGCUUCUGGACGAAGUGUGUCGCUUCGCCAAUGUCCUGAAAUCAUUUGACCUGCAGAAGGGUGAUCGUGUGGCGAUCUACUUACCAAUGAUCUUGGAGCUUCCCAUUGCGAUGCUGGCAUGCGCACGAAUUGGGCUGGUCCACUCGGUUGUGUUUGGCGGAUUUUCCGCGGAAUCUUUGGCGGAACGCAUGCUCGAUGGCCACUGCAGUGUACUGAUUACAGCAGAUGGUGUUUGGCGCGGCAAUAAAUUUAUUGAUCUAAAAGAAAUUGCGGACGAUGCUUGUCACCGGUGUGCGGCACAUGGACACAAAAUAACCAAAAAAAUUAUUAUCAAGCACAUGGGAUGCAUCCAGCACUCGAAUGGCUUGGCGAAUGGCAAUGGACAUGCUGCGGGAGAUCCAUUAGAUCGCAUUGAUCCCUACUGCAAAAAAACUCAUCAUAAAGAACUCGUUACGCGUUGGGAUAGCAGUGUGGACUCUUGGUACCAUGAAGAAGUGGCCAAGGUUUCGAACAUUUGUCCACCAGUAUGGAUGGAUGCCGAAGAUCCGUUAUUUAUGCUGUACACUUCCGGUUCAACCGGUAAACCAAAGGGAGUUCAGCACAGCACCGGUGGUUACAUGGUUUAUACUGCUUUUACGUUCAAGUGCGUAUUUGAUUAUCACGAUGACGAUAUUUACUGGUGCACAGCUGAUGCUGGCUGGAUCACUGGUCAUUCGUAUGUCGUUUACGGACCGCUUCUUAAUGGUGCCACGGGAAUCGUUUUCGAAGGUAUCCCGACGCAUCCACACGCUGGUCGUUAUUGGGAAGUUGUUCAGAAGUACGGUGUGACGAAAUUCUACACCGCUCCUACAGCUAUCCGGUCACUUAUGAAAUUUGGCGAGGAGUUGGUGUUGAAAUACGAUCGACACACGUUGAAGGUCCUAGGCACGGUUGGUGAGCCGAUCAACCCCGAAGCGUGGUUAUGGUAUCACAAAUACGUUGGCGAUGAACGGUGCCCGAUCGUGGACACGUUCUGGCAGACGGAAACCGGAGGCCAUGUACUAACGCCGCUCCCCUGUGCCACGCCUCUCAAACCCGGUUCAGCUACUCUGCCCUUCUUCGGUGUCGUGCCGGCUAUUCUCGAUGAGAAUGGCAAAGAGCUGACAGAGCCCGAUGCAGAAGGUUACCUUGUUUUCAAACGACCAUGGCCGGGAAUUAUGCGCACGGUGUAUGGCGACCACAAGCGCUAUGAAGAUACGUAUUUUCGAAAAUUUCCCGGAUACUACACCACUGGAGAUGGUGCUAAACGUGAUGCUGACGGAUACUACUGGAUAACUGGACGAAUUGACGAUAUGGUCAACGUAUCGGGGCAUCUUUUAAGUACCGCGGAAAUUGAGUCUGCACUAGUUGAACAUCCAGGCGUAGCGGAAGCCGCUGUUGUAUCGCAUCCGCAUAAGAUCAAAGGCGAAUGUACGUAUGGAUUCGUUACGAUGAAGGAUGGAUAUAAUUUCACACCUCAAGUUCUCGGUGAAUUGAAGCACAAAGUUCGAGAUAAAAUCGGUGCAUUUGCUGUUCCGGACUUCCUGCAAGAUGCUCCCGCUCUGCCGAAAACCAGGUCGGGAAAAAUUAUGCGGCGGAUUUUAAGAAAAAUUGCAGUGGGAGAUCGUAGUCUGGGCGACACAUCGACGCUAGCGGAACCGGGCGUGGUGGAUGUUCUGUUUAAACUGCGACCGGCAGAUGCUUGAAAUUGUGGAUAUUAUUUUGAAAUCAAGGUGUGCAGUCAUAUAUUACGUUGUAUGGGCGUCACAAAAAAUGCAAAUGCCAAAAAGAAAUACCGAUACGUUAUGAGUUGUUGACCGUAUAGUUAGUUUGUGCUUGUUUUGGGGACAUUCCGCUGUAGUGCUUUGCGGGAAUGGUAGUAUUUCAUGACCAGAUUAUUUUGAAUUUUUCAAAUUUUGACUGGUUUGUGGUUUUGAUUUAUGUGGCCAGCGGCAGCUUUGUGUGAAGUGUUCUUAACAUUAAAGAGAACCAAACUG
Molecule: messenger RNA, 2659 nt
Organism: Paramacrobiotus metropolitanus
Lineage: Eukaryota; Metazoa; Tardigrada; Eutardigrada; Parachela; Macrobiotidae
Product: acetyl-coenzyme A synthetase-like
Exons: 10
Coding region: 221-2368 (715 amino acids)
Biological process (GO): acetyl-CoA biosynthetic process
Molecular function (GO): acetyl-CoA synthetase activity
Source: RefSeq, a predicted model, not a curated record